AAUGAACUUCGGCUUCUAAAAUUUUGGUUACACGAGUUCGAGGGCAUCUUUUUUCGAUCCGGUUCUUCGAUGAAGAUUCCGCCUGUUUGACUCAUUGAUCAAAAUUUUUGUUGUUGUAGCUUUUUCAAAAUACCAUUUUCCCCUCCUGGAAUGGUCUCACCCCAGCAAUAAAAGUAGACUGAAGCGAAUACCUGUCCAUUCAUCGCGAAAAAUUGACUCUCCUCUCCCCCAGCCUACCUUCCUUGCUUGCUCUCUGCCACUGGCUGGGGCCCCUUUUCUGCAACAUGUCCACGCGUGUACCUCUUACGCGUAGGUACGUUUACUCGUAGGUACUUAUACUUACUCGUGAAUUCUAUGGUUUUUCCCGAAGAAAAGAAAAUCAUUUGACCGCUCGCUCCUAUGGUUUGGAUUACUCGUAUUGUAUCUAAGUAGUAGGUACAUCUACCACAAUCGUGAAAUGAUACCUAUUCCCAUCAUCGAACCAGCGUUUGAGCGUUACAAUACGAGUAUCGUGGUCUCCUCAACAUUGUAAACGAAACCUAGUUCAUGGUUUUUUAUUCUUUAGACGAUCGCCGGUGAACGUGCAGCAUGUGUCAGUGUGAUUUUUUUUCGUUAGACGAAAAUUUAACGUAAUGUCGCGAGUUUAUUAUUUUAAUAGAUAGGUAUAUUGUGUAGUGUUUUUUUUUUUCAUUAAUUUUUAUUUUUUAUAUCAAAUUUUUUUAGUGCUAAGUAGAAAUAUUCGAAAUGAAAACGUUGAAAUUUUUUGUGCCAUUUUUUAUCGUCUUCGUUAUAAGAAAUUGUUGCAUUUCUGCCGAUGAUCGAUUCAUUAAACGAUACGCUUUGAUGAAGAUGUACGAAUCGUGUUUCGGUCCGGAAGCAGUGAAAGAAGUGCGAAAGGAAAUGAAAAUCGCUUUGGCAAAAUGUAGCGGAGCUAUGCCAGCGGCCGCAGCUUCGCAAUAUUCGGCUUCGGCCGCUCAAAACGCGACGCCCAAACCUUCUUUACUAGCUUCGUUGCUGCAAACCAAGCAUCAUCUGAAUUCUGGCGACCGCGACAAUUCGUAUUCGUCCGAGCAUCUCAAAACACAUUCCGCUUCCAGCAUCGAUUUGAAUAAACUACAGCAGGCCAUUUUGGCCGGAUACAAUAAAAAUAUCAUCCAACAACAACAGCAACAUCAACAUCAGCAACAUCAGCAACCGACGUCGUAUUCGAGUAAUUUAGCCAUGAACGGAGGUUUGGCAUUUUCACCGGUCCGGUCGUGGAAUUACGCAGCGGCGCCGCUGCCGCCGCCGGCGGCUAACCCUUACCCGUAUCCGCAAAAUAAUGGUUUAUUGGCCGUUCAGCAUGCUGCCAGUCCUGCCUAUAUGGCUUCGUUGCAUUACCCCAUGUACCCGUUCCAGCAUUACCCUUUUUUAUCGCCGUUUUACGCGAGUGCUAGAUCGUCGCGCGAUCUAGAUGUAAAAGGUCAAUUGGAAUCGCUAGCCGUUCGAAUGUCCGGUAGAAUUAGAAAUGUCACUUGUAUUAUGCAAGAACUGGGUUACAUGAACGAAAAUUUAGAACCAGACUACCAAAAAAUAAUCGAAAGGGUGAAAAAAUUGUCCAUACCAGAUGAUUUAAAAAGUGAAAUGACCGACAGUGUGGAAUAUUGUAGACAAUUUUCUUUGUGCGUACCUGAGGAAAGUAAAGACAAAUUUUCAAGAGAUAUGGUCAAACCUAUGUUUUUCUUCAGGUGCUACAAGCAUAAAAAAAUGGAAGCUUGCAUAAUCAAAGACAUUAAGGAUAGAUAUUCGUCGGACGAAGUGGAUGACAACAUGAUCGGUAUGGAGAGAAAUGACAGGAGCAAACACGAAUUCGAUAAUAAUGAUUUUGCCGAAUUAGCUAUUUACGAAUUCCUAUACGGCGCUGAUGGUUUCGAUAUUGACGAUAUAUUAUAGUCCAAUUUAUAAAUGAUUGUAUUAUUGUUGUGUUUUCAAAUGGUACAAAUUUCAAGCGGUAUUGUGAAUGUGAAAUGAACAGAAACUUUCAAAUAGUAGGCUAGGUAUUUAUUUAUUUGAUGAUGUUGUUGUUUAUAAAUGUAUGUAAGUACUCUUAGAAUUAGGUAGUUUUUUGUUCUCUGAUGAAGAAGUACUCGUACAUUAUGUUCAUUUGUAUUUUAAUAUUGUAUUGUACUUAACGAAUCUCUUUCAUUUGUUUCAUUUUUUAAUGUGAUAUGUGUAUGUACCUACCUACUUUAUUUAUUAAUCGAAGAUUGCCUUUGGUAUCUGAAAUAAAUUAUUGCGAGAUGUUUCCUAUA
Messenger RNA from Planococcus citri (citrus mealybug), 2291 nucleotides. RefSeq lists its product as uncharacterized. The coding region runs from base 745 to 1932 and encodes 395 amino acids. The record is from RefSeq and is a predicted model, not a curated record. NCBI's taxonomy places the organism in Eukaryota, Metazoa, Arthropoda, Insecta, Hemiptera, Pseudococcidae. The transcript is spliced from 8 exons. Gene Ontology annotation, molecular function: odorant binding.